This is a messenger RNA of Tachysurus vachellii, 4633 nucleotides long. It is a transcript of the gene arhgap29a, whose product is annotated as Rho GTPase activating protein 29a. The record is from RefSeq and is a predicted model, not a curated record. Lineage: Eukaryota; Metazoa; Chordata; Actinopteri; Siluriformes; Bagridae. Gene Ontology annotation, molecular function: GTPase activator activity. Gene Ontology annotation, cellular component: cytoplasm. The coding region runs from base 228 to 4139 and encodes 1303 amino acids. The transcript is spliced from 23 exons. Gene Ontology annotation, biological process: signal transduction; activation of GTPase activity.
GUGAGAGAUAGUGGAGACCGGAGGGUCUGGAUCUCUCUCUCUCUCUCUCUCUCUCUCUCUCUCUCUCUCUCUCUGGAUUACCGCUACAUUGUUUCCCUUUUCAGACGCAGGAAUGUUUCGCACGUUUCACACGAACCGUCACCGCUGCUGAGGACGUGUGUGGAAUCUGAUUAAAUCAAAGCGAGUUUGCGGUUUUGCUCGUUCAACACGAGCUGGCUGCAGCUGGGAUGUUUGCUGGCGGGAUGUUUCAGCAAAGCAGCCUGGGAAACAAGCGCUCAGGUGCGGGUAUUACACGAGUCUCCAGCUCACACUUCUUUCCCCCGGGUCCUGGAUCGGGUUCCAGAGCCGGCUCUGUUAGGAGUGACUCACUGAGCUCGAUCAGCUCCGACCCGGAAUACAUCAUGCAGCUGGUCAGUGAUGUACGCAAAUUUGCUGAUGUGUUGCUUCACCUCAAGGAAGCUUUUAACUCCAAAGAGCAACAGGACUGUCUGCACCAGGUGGUUCAUGAGCGUCUAGGAGAGCUGCUGCGUGUGUUGAAGUGUGUGAUCGCUAAACACCCAACACUCAACUCAGUAGACAUCCUCACCGCAGCGGGCACGCUCAUCGCCAAGGUCAAAGGUGUGAACUUCAAGGAAGUGAAUGUGGACAACAAGCGGGAGGUGUUCGGAGAGAUCUACUCGUCCAUAGACACGCUGGCCUUCACCUUCGGCAAUGUAGUGUCUGACUUCCUUAUGGGCGAUGUAGAGAACGGAUCGUCUUUGCGGCUCACACAGACCCGCAGGAGCAGGUCUUCAGAGAACCUGUCAGUAGAGCUGGGUGGAGACGGUCCUGAGAAAAAUGACCCUCCAGGUCCUGCCUCCCCAGUGAGAGCGCUGGAGCUGGACAAUGUUUUGCAACGCAGCGAGAGCGGGGUGGAGUCGGCGCUCCUUUAUGCCAAAGCCUGGUCCAAAUACACCAAGGAGCUGCUCAACUGGGUGGACAAACGCCUCAGUAUGGAUGUGGAAUGCGCCAAAAGCCUCGCCAAGAUGGCCGAAUCAGCAAAGGCGCUCGCCAGCCAGCAGGAUCACAUGCCGUUCCGUGAUAUUUACAUGUUGGCCUUCAAGAACGAUCUUGACUACAGCCAGGUGCUGCUCCAUACAGCCUCUGCUCUACAGGCUAAUAAAUUCAUGCAGCCUCUGAUGGCACGGAAGAAUGAGCUGGAUAAACUGAGGAAGGAGAAGAAGGAGCAGUGGCAGAGAGAGCAGAAGAAAAUGCAUGAGGCUCAAAGUGCUCUGAAGAAAGCUCGCUUGUUGAAGGAUCAGAGACAGGAGGAGUACGAGCGAGCGCGCAGCUCCACCAGCCGAGCUGAGGAAGACCAGCUCACAGCAGGGGGCAAGCAGCUGGAGAAGAGACGCAGACUGGAGGAUGAAGCUCUGCAGAGAGCUGAAGAGGCCAGAGAGCACUACAGACACUGCAUCACCGACGUCAGUGUGAAGAAGCUCGACCUCGCCAAUGCCAAGAGUGACAUCCUCGCCCAGAUCCGUGCUCUCAUCUUUCAGUGUGACCUGACACUCAAAGCGGUGACGGUGAACUGGUUCCAGAUGCAGCAGGCGCAGGCGGUGUCUCUCCCAGUUAAUAACCAGAGCCUGUGUGAGAGCGCCAAGCUGUACGAGCCCGGGCACCGCUACACCCAGUUUGUGAAGAGUCUCACACCGGACAGGAGCCGAGCCGAAUCCUUCUGUUACGACGACGCUGGAACUCAGAGCGUAGGGUCUCCUCUGACCAAGCGGUCGGUCAGCACCAGUUUGUCGUCUCAGGUGUCCAUCGCCUCCGGAGACUGUCUAAGCUCGGACGAGGUGGACGCUCCGGCUCCCAGACGCUCGGGAAAAAUCGCAGAGAGGCGCUCGCACAGCAGCACUGACAUCCAGGCUCUCCGGAUUCAGGUUCCGUUUAAACCCUGGACUACGUCGGGUCAGGGAGGGGGCAUGUGCAGCGACUCAGAAAGUGCGGGGGGCAGCAGCGAAUCUCGCUCCAUGGACUCACCUACUGCUAGUCCAGGAGAUUUUAAAAGGAGACUUCCUAGGACACCUUCUACUGGGACGAUGUCUUCAGCAGACGACCUGGACGAGAGAGAGCCGCCUUCACCUUCUGAUACCGGUUUGAGCGAGAUGGUGACGGAAACGGCGAGUUCUCCUGGACCUUUCCGGAACACACAGAUGUCCAAGGCGGCACAGACCCACAAGCUGAGGAAACUGCGCGCUCCAUCCAAGUGCAGGGAAUGUGACAGUCUGGUGGUGUUUCACGGUGCAGAGUGUGAAGAGUGCUCGCUGGCUUGCCAUAAGAAGUGUUUAGAGACAUUGGCCAUCCAGUGUGGUCAUAAGAAGCUGCAGGGAAAACUGCAUCUGUUUGCAGUGGACUUCGCCCAGGCAGCGAGGAACAGCCCUGACGGAAUCCCGUUCAUCAUCAAGAAGUGCACUUCAGAGAUCGAGAACAGGGCCCUGGGCAUUAAGGGAAUCUACAGGGUGAAUGGAGCCAAGUCACGUGUGGAGAAACUGUGCCAAGCUUUUGAGAACGGGAAAGAUUUGGUAGAGCUCUCUGAUCUGUACCCUCAUGACAUCAGCAACGUGCUCAAACUCUACCUGCGACAGCUUCCUGAGCCUCUCAUCCUUUUCCGUUACUAUAAUGACUUCAUCGGCCUGGCGAAGGAGAGUCAGAGCAUCAUCAUGGAGGAGGUGGAGGCGUCUCGAGGCGGUUCAUCCGCCGAUCCGGCGCAGAUCAGCGUCGAGCUCAAACGUGUCCUCUUCAAAAUGAAAGACCUUCUGAGGCAGCUGCCUUCUGCACAUCACAAAACCCUGCAGUUCCUCAUGCAGCACCUGCACAGAGUAACUGAGAAAGCAGAUGAGAACAAAAUGACCGCCAGUAACCUGGGCAUCAUCUUCGGCCCAACGCUGAUCAAGCCCCGACAGACAGAUGCUGAGGUGUCGCUCUCUUCACUGGUCGAUUAUCCGUACCAGGCGCUGAUCGUCGAGCUGCUCAUCAGGCAUUAUGAGCUGAUCUUCGACACUCCCAUCAGCCCAAUGGAAGAGAGCUCGCCUCUGCCUAUCAAAUCCCGCCUCACCUCUCAGGAGAAGGAACAGCGUCUGAACCGCCACUCCAGGUCCUUAAUGGACAUUAAAGAGCAGCACCACAGUACUAAGGCCUAUAAAAGGCACUCAUCUGUUAUUCCCUCUACACACCUACUGGAGGAGGUGAAAGAGGUGAAAGCAAUGCCUGAUGGGACAGAUUUUGCUCCGGUUGAACCUGAGAGCAUGAACGGUGUGCUCUCCUCGAGGGUACCCGAAGUGCGGAACUCACCCCGACUGGUCAGACAGGGCCACGUCAGCAGAGUGCAGCUUCGGCCACGUCCCAAACCAGGCGCGCGCCCCAUGAGCAUGCCUCCUGAGCGGUUUCUGAACGCCCGCAACUCCGCUGCCGACCCCUCGGUCGUGAAAAGUGACGACCCUGCCAUCAAAGAGGCUUCAGAAGAGGAGAAACCCAAAGGCAGAGCUGCUAAUCAUUACAGGAACAUGUAUAUAGACACUCACACGCUGCGCAGGACUUGGGAUAAACAGUAUAAAACCUACGGCAUCACUCCUCGCACGGCCAUGAUCGUGGCCAAACUCCCCGGAGAGACGGAAAUAAGUCACGUCACACUUUCUUCCACCUCCACGCCAUCGUGUAACAACACUAACAGCAGCACUUGCAUUAGCAAGACAGAUGUAGUCGACUACAGUCGUGUCCAGAACGCCUUUAGACCCCCUCGCACCCUCCAGCCUCCGCCGGGGACUUUCUACAAACCGCCAGGGAACCGGGACAAAGUUUUAGCUCUAGAUCAAAUGUUAGCGCAAGAUCAGACUUUAACAAAAAAAGCAUCAGAGGACAAAAGCCCUACCAUGAAAGAAGACGUGACGAACGCUAACAACAUGGAGGAUGAGGAAGACGACGAGGACGACGAGGUGGAGGAAGGAGUAGAUGAGGAUGAGUUUGGCCUGGAGGUCUCUGUGGACGAAGAUCCUUCUCAAGACCCCGAGCUCAGUCCAAUCCAGACCAAACCGGUUUACCCCAGACUGCGAGCCAAACACAUGCAGGACUUUGAGAACCGAGAAGCCCACUUUGUAUGAGAACUCUAUACAUACAUACUGUAUAAAGAUGAUUUUAUGAACACAUUUUGAGGACACAUUUUUAUACACACACACACACACACACACACACACACACAUAUAUAUAUAUAUAUAUAUAUGUAUUAUAAGCUUUAUAUAUAUUAAUAUAUUACUCCUUGUGUUUGGAGACGGCAGCUUGUGAUGAUGGAACAAGCUCAAAAGCCAGUAUUAAUACAGGAUGCACUUAGUUUUUAUACGCCACGUCAAUUUAGCUUUUUUUUUUAAUACGAACAACAAAGAAAUGGACCUGAACUUAAGGAGAUUUGCAGUCAUCAGAAACAGAAACAUAUCCUGCAUCCGAUAUAAACUGUGUUAAAGACACCAAUAGAGGGACUCCAGCGUCAUUGUGCAAUUUCACUUUUUUAUCAUUGUCGUUGUACUGAACCUUUAAUAUAUGCAUGUUACAGUGUAUUAUGUACCUUUUUACACCAAAAACAAGUUCAUCAAAACUUUUU